Messenger RNA from Macaca mulatta (Rhesus monkey), 6255 nucleotides. The record is from RefSeq and is a predicted model, not a curated record. Lineage: Eukaryota; Metazoa; Chordata; Mammalia; Primates; Cercopithecidae.
CUGUUACGAAGAUUCAAUCAGUGGACACAUGUGACCUGCUAAUUAGUAUUCACCAGCCUCUGCUUAGAGAGCCUCUUCUGUUUCUUACUGCUGUUUUAAUUCUGUUCUGUUACUAGUAUCAAAGAGCACAUCUGAAACUUUGCUUGGAAAUGCCAGCUGUAGAGGAGAAGAACAAGCAAGAUUGGUGAUGGUUUUAAACAGGUUGUGUGUAUAGUCUGGAGAGAGAUGCUUGUAGUAGACAAUGCCACCCACUCCUCUGGUAGGUGAUUCCCACCCAGUGUGUUCUCAUAGGGAUACUUCUGUGGGCUUUCAUCUGCUGCCGAGCUGUCCUCAGUAACCUGCUGAGAAACAUCCCUGUAGACAUAUGCACCUUGGCAGGACAUAGGAAAGGAGGCAGGUAUUUGGACACCUCUUAUUUGCCAGUCCUACUCUUACCAACCCUCACAGCCAGGCUGAGCAGCACCUGUUACCUCCAUUUGAGAGGUGUGGAAACAGAGGCUCAGGAAAGCUCAGCUUGCCUCAGACCAUGCAGCUGGAAAGGCAGGACAUAAUCCCUGUGGCCGGAGUGAGAACCACAUAUUUCAGCCCUAGGCUGCUGCCCAGGCUCCUGGUGUUGCUCCUGAGUCCAGCUGUAAGAGGCAUCCAGUGGAUUCUCAGGCCCUGUGGUGCCUGGGCUUCGGCAGGUGCUGGUUCAUGUGGAGCAUGUGUUAAGCACUGGUAGGGCUGUUCCUGUUCCCAGGCAGUUUAUUGUUAGGCAGACAAUACAGCAGCUGCCCUUUAACUCAAGAGAUGGAGACCAAAAGGGAAACAGGAACUGGGAGAACAGCCUCAAGGUGUGAACUCUGGCAGUCUCUGAGUGGCGAGAUAAUGGGUAUCUUUAACAGUGUUCUUAUUUUUUGCUUGUGUGUCACAUGGAAGGUGUUUGUUGAGGGUUCAGUGUGUGCCAGGCACUGUUCUAGACAGUGGCAAAGAGGCAGGCUGGGCCCUGCUCUCAGAGGGGUGGUGUGGGGGCAGGAGAGAAACAGAUAAAACAGGCAUGUAAGAAAUGUCAGAUAGAGGAGGAGCCCUGUUCCAGAAGACAGCUGGUGACAUUGAUAGAGAGUGCCUGAUGGGUUCUGAGGAGGCCAUGCGAUCUGAGUGACAAGGAGCCAGUCUAGUGACAGAUAGAGGAAGGAUGCUAGGUGGGGGAAAUGGCAGGUGGGUAGAGUGCAAGGCAGGAGCCGGUUCCGGUCAUAGGGAAAGUGAUUGGAAACGAGAGUGCAGCAUGUGAGUGACACAUAAAGAGUUAACCCCUCAGGGCCCACCUCUGGGAUGCAGGGGCUCAUCCUUUGAGCUUCAGCUGAGGUGAGCCUGCUCUUGUGGUCUCUUAAGACCCUGGCUCACCACCCAUCCCACAGUACUGCUCAGAUGAGGCUCAGCGGACAUCAACCAUCACUGCUACCAGUCUCUGCAAGUAACUACCUCCGACAUCUGCCUUGUUCCUCCCAAGCUGCUGUGGGAAGUCAGAUGUGACCUCCUGGAGGCACAGAUGGGAGGGCAGAGUGUUCGUUUCUGUGUCGGGCACAGUGCUAAGUGCUGGGUGCUCGCUGGUGAUGAGGCAGAUGAAGGUUACCAAACUUGUGAACAGGAGCCUCAUGUCACAGACGUGGACCUCACUGUAGCCUGGUCAUGGCUUCCAGCUUUUCGAAUCUGACGCUCCAAAGGAGGAAAUGACCAUUCAGGGAUCUUACUGCAGCUUGAUUACGGAAACUGAACCUUCAUAGGGUGCGCACUUACCAAGGACAGGAAAGUUUCUCUCUUUGAAGGGCUUUAAACUUGUAACAAAGAAAAUAAAAAUGACGACUUCGUCUAUCAGACGGCAGAUGAAAAACAUUGUGAACAAUUACUCGGAGGCAGAAAUCAAAGUCCGGGAAGCCACCUCCAAUGACCCGUGGGGCCCAUCCAGUUCUCUGAUGACCGAGAUCGCCGACCUGACCUACAAUGUGGUGGCCUUCUCGGAGAUCAUGAGCAUGGUGUGGAAGCGGCUCAAUGACCAUGGCAAGAACUGGCGGCAUGUGUACAAGGCGCUGACCCUGCUGGACUACCUCAUCAAGACAGGCUCCGAACGUGUGGCCCAGCAGUGCCGUGAGAACAUCUUCGCCAUCCAGACCCUGAAGGACUUCCAGUACAUUGACCGAGAUGGCAAGGACCAGGGCAUCAAUGUGCGUGAGAAGUCAAAGCAACUGGUGGCCCUCCUCAAGGAUGAGGAACGGCUGAAGGCUGAGAGGGCCCAAGCUCUCAAAACCAAAGAGCGCAUGGCCCAGGUUGCCACUGGCAUGGGCAGCAACCAGAUCACCUUUGGGCGAGGCUCCAGCCAGCCCAACCUCUCCACCAGCCACUCGGAGCAGGAGUAUGGCAAGGCUGGGGGUUCCCCGGCCUCUUACCAUGGCUCGCCUGAGGCCUCGCUGUGCCCCCAGCACCGCACAGGGGCCCCGCUGGGUCAGAGUGAGGAGCUGCAGCCACUGAGCCAGCGCCACCCCUUCCUGCCGCACCUGGGGCUAGCCUCCCGCCCAAAUGGUGACUGGUCCCAGCCCUGCCUCACUUGUGACCGCGCAGCCCGAGCCACCUCCCCACGAGUGUCCUCCGAGCUGGAGCAAGCCCGGCCCCAGACUAGUGGAGAAGAGGAGCUUCAGCUGCAGCUGGCACUUGCCAUGAGCAGAGAAGUGGCUGAGCAGGAAGAACGCCUCAGGCGGGGUGAUGACCUCAGAUUACAGAUGGCCCUGGAAGAAAGCCGAAGGGACACAGUUAAAAUUCCAAAAAAGAAAGAGCACGGCUCUCUCCCACAGCAGACUACGCUGUUGGAUUUAAUGGAUGCUCUCCCCAGCUCAGGCCUUCCGGCCCAGAAAGCGGAGCCCUGGGGCCCGUCGGCCUCCACUAACCAGACCAACCCCUGGGGCAGGCCAGCAGCUCCUGCGAGUGCUUCAGACCCCUGGCCAUCAUUUGGUACCAAGCCAGCUGCCUCUGUUGACCCAUGGGGGGUGCCCGCUGGAGCCAGCACACAGUCUGUCCCCAAGAACUCGGACCCCUGGGCAGCUUCACAGCAGCCUGCCUCCAGUGCCGGGAAAACAGCUUCUGACGCAUGGGGUGCAGUCUCCUCCACCAAGCCCGUGUCUGCCUCUGGGUCCUUUGAGCUCUUCAGUAAUCUGAAUGGUACAAUUAAAGAUGACUUUUCUGAAUUUGACAACCUUCGGACUUCAAAAAGAACAGCCGAAUCUGUGACCUCUCUGCCAUCCCAAAACAAUGGAACUACCAGCCCUGACCCCUUUGAGUCUCAACCCCUGACCGUUGCCUCAAGCAAGCCCAGCAGUGCCCGGAAAACACCUGAGUCCUUCCUGGGCCCCAACGCAGCCCUGGUGAACCUGGACUCACUGGUGACCAGGCCCGCCCCACCAGCCCAGUCCCUCAACCCUUUCCUGGCACCAGGUGCACCCGCCACCUCGGCCCCUGUUAACCCCUUCCAGGUGAACCAGCCCCAGCCGCUGACGCUGAACCAGCUUCGGGGGAGCCCAGUCCUGGGGACCAGCACAUCCUUUGGGCCUGGCCCAGGAGUGGAGUCCAUGGCUGUGGCCUCGAUGACCUCCACGGCCCCACACCCAGCUCUGGGGGCCACUGGUUCCUCUCUGACCCCACUGGGCCCUGCAACGAUGAACAUGGUGGGCAGUGUGGGUAUCCCCCCAUCUGCAGCCCAGGCCACCGGCACAACCAACCCUUUCCUUCUCUAGUGCCUGGCUUGGGACCCACCCAGAGCACCUGUGCUGGAGGAUGCCGAGCAGGGACUCUCGUCUGUGGGAUGGGAUCCAAGAGUUUGGGGAUUAGGGGUAUUAGGGCUUUUCAGCUCCAGCUUCCUGGUGAAAGGGCUGCCUUUACAGCCCCGACCCUCAGACCCUCGCCUUCCAAGGCGGGCCCACUUGGCCUGGCCUGCUCUCACCACCUCCUCCCAAGUACUCAGGCCCUGGCAGGGCCCCUCUGAGGCCUUGGAUGAGGAGGUGGAGUCAUCAGUGUUGCCCUUGCCCCCAGCCUCAGCCAGAGGGUCUCCAGGACGUUGCCUGUCCCAGGACUUGGGACGGUGGCCUCAUCUUUGUCCUCCCCACCCCCUAGCCCUAGGGACACCCCAGGCAGUCCUGGGUGUGGACACAAUGAAGCACCUGCUCCAUAAGACACUGACCUUUUGGGGAAGUGGUUGUGCAUAUUUUAUUUUUCUUUGACUCGUGUGAGUUCAAAGUAAACACCACCACCGUGGACAACUCUUGAAUUAAAUCCACUAGAGCGAGCUUUAAAACUAAUCUGAGCAUAACCCCCAACGUGGCUCUAUGCUUGUGUACCUUUGCACAUAUUUUGUUUAGUACAGUUUCAUAUUUGAGUUUGCAGAAUUAUCUAAUAGUCUUUUUUUGGCUAAUAUUUUUAUAACGUGGUUCUUAUUUAACUGUCUAGUUUUGAUAGAAUUUACCAGGUCUGGCUGAUUGAAGAUAUUGGCACGUGUUAUUUUAGUGGUUUAAAUCCUCUUAUUUAUGGUUUUAACUCUAAGAAAAUUUUAAAAGGAAGAGAUGUUUGGAUGACAAAAAAAAAAUGCCUUAUUGAAAAACUAAAGCAAAUUCUUUAUAGGAAGAAAAUAUGGGAAUUUGAUUACACAUAGAUGAUGUUUAUUUAAAAAAAAAAAAAAAAAAAACUACAACAGCAACAAAAAAUCCUAGCCUCCAGUUGCCUUUUCCUUUCUUUAACUCCUGUUUUUGGUGAAUUACUAAACUGAUUGACUUUCAGCCUUUUUGGGUAGAUCCUGAGCGAGAGGCUAUUUUUCUUACUGAUAUACCAACAUCCUGAAAGUUAAAGAAAAAAACCUAAUGUAUGAAUGUGACUCACCAGUUUUUAUCAACUAAUUCCUUUUUUUAAUUAAAGGCAUGCAGGGAUUAACAAGGACUUCUGUUUACAAUGGAAAUCUGAAAUGGAAGAAACAUCUUUAACCUUGUUUGUCUGUGAUCUCCUCUGUCUUAAUCCACGCUCAGGCUAAAGAUGGGGAUAAUGUGGAAAUGGCAGUUGUCCUGAGGGCAUGGGGGUGGGGGUGUUUCUGUGCCCACGGGUCCCUGGGCAAUAGUCCCUAGGCUAAGACGGGAGUGGGGGCCUAAGGGACCAGGGCUGGCCCUGAUCCACCUACCUGCUAACUCCAGACAUUAUUUUUAAGUUGGAGACCUAAAAAUAAUUCUCUUGUAUUUUGGAGAUGAAGAAAAAAGUCAUUCACCCGGGACAGAUUUUUAACAAACAUGCGUUAAUAUUACCUCCCUCUUCUAAACUCCUGCUGUCCUCACCUCACCCACCACUGUAAAAGUAUUACGUCAUGCAUUAAAGACCAGAAAAAACUUGCUUUUACCCAGGGAAGAGACAUUCCCCCAAUCCUGUGUCUGGGCAGCUUGCCUGGUGGACGUUUCUGGCCCCUUUUCCACCAUGGGAAUUUCUCACCUCCAGUUCUAAGGGCAGCCGACCACCUGCCAGCCCCUCUCUGGUUCCAGAAGAUCUAACCCUUCGCACUAGUGUAGGAGAGAUCUUAAAUGGUCUCCGGGCUGCUGGGACAUGCAGGCUGUGAGUGAGGACUGCACCCACUCAUGCUGUUCCUGAGGCCGACCUCUCCAGUCCCAGGAGCCAUGUAUAGAGUUCCUGACCAGCCACCCUCUGCCAGAACUGCAGGCCUGGGGCUGGGCCUUAGGCUCCCGCUGCCAUUCGGGUAAGCCGGUGGCUGGUCUCUUCUGCCGGGGGAAGGGUGGGUGGGGAGGUGCAGUGGGAUGGGAGGCGGGAUGCUUGCCCAGAAAGGUGCUUUCCUUCAGAUGGUGCAGGGUCUGGGCCAGCCUUACAGGUCAGUAGACCAGACUCGACUACUUGGGGUCAGUGAUUCUUUUGUAACAGAAGAGCCCUUCAUGACACGACUUUGAGGCCCCAACAUGACAGCCACUGGGCCACCAGGACCCAAGAAGACAGCCCCCCACCCCAUCUUCUGGCACAGGCCAUCCCGAGUGCAUGUCCCUGUUGCCCACUGCACUGAUCAUGAAGCCACCGGCCACUGCCACGCGUGUUGGCGCCUGUGCCAUCAUGCUCCCUCCUGAUGGGCACUGUGGUGGAGGAAGUCACCCAGCUGUUUCUCAGUCCCAGAGGCCGGUGGCUGGUUUUGAACUUGUGUUGACUGUUGAUACUUAUUUACUGUAUAAAUAUAAUUUAUCAUUUGUACCAUGA